Molecule: messenger RNA, 1148 nt
Organism: Scheffersomyces amazonensis
Lineage: Eukaryota; Fungi; Ascomycota; Pichiomycetes; Serinales; Debaryomycetaceae
Gene: KRE1
Product: Kre1p
Exons: 1
Coding region: 483-893 (136 amino acids)
Biological process (GO): fungal-type cell wall organization
Source: RefSeq, a predicted model, not a curated record
AUAAUGAGGAGCUGUCUAACUUCUAUAAAUACUUAUGUUUCUCUCAAAAUUCAAAGACGCUUAGAUAUUUCAUGUAAUUAGGUAUAUAGCCUACUUAUUGAAGCUAAUUCUUACCAAAUCAUUCUCCUCCCACCCAUCCAAAUCAUCAUCGUCAUAGUCCUCUUGGGUCAAAAAAAAUUGCAUUAGAUCACAUUCGUUAGAUUUUAUUGAUUAGAAAAAGUGUCAGUAUUUCCAUAUAAGAAGACAAAAUCGAAAAUCGCACCCUUAAAAAAUCGGUUUACGUUUUUGUGUGCAUAAGACAUUCGCUGCAAUUAUUCCUUAUAUAAAGACUUAAAUAUUUAUCCAUUCGUUUUCUUUGGUUAUAUAUCAUCGUAUAAGCCAAGCCUUACAGGCUAAAGCAAAACAAAAGUAUAUAAAAAUCACUGACUUUCUUUUUCUUUUUAUUUGCAUUUCCUUCAAAUUAUCAGCAAGUACCUGACAUUAUGAACUUGACUUUCAUUAUUGCAUUAUUUUUAUCCCUUUGGUUUGUUCAAGCCGCCGAGACUACAUCAUCCAGUUCUUCUACAACAACAACUCAAAGUCCGACAUUAGUAUGGGCAACCGGUACUAAUUCUCUUGGGGUGACUGUCACUACUCAAUCUCAAUAUACUCAACAAUUCUACACCCUUUAUUCUACAGUUGCUCCUGUAUUGUCAGGAAGUAUAGGUUUAGGUAGUGAUUCAGAUACUCAAAGCGUUGGUGAUAUCAGAACUUAUGCCCAAAUCACUAUAAGCAAUGCAGCUGGUGGUUCAUUCUCAAAGUUGCCAAAUAUCGAAAGUGGCAGAUAUCAUUACUUCUUAGCAAUUUUUGGAUUAUUUGUUGUUCCAUUAAUUUCCACUGUGCUCCUUUUAUAGAGUAUUCGCAUUUCAUUAGAUUAGUUUCUAUUAAUUUAUUAUUGUCAUUUUCAUUUUCAUUAUCAUUAUCAUUAUCAUUAUCAUUAUCAUUACAAUCUUGCAUAUAUACAAGUUUUAAAAAGAUUUAAAAUUUUUGGGGGUGGGUUAGGUGUAAACAUUCAAGUUAGUAUCGUACUAGUUUCAUAAUUUCCAAGCAGCAUACUAUUUUGAUGUAUGACUGCUUGAACCUUUUUAUAGAUAUUUAAUACUAUUGCU